Juglans regia (Persian walnut) is the source of this 1887-nucleotide messenger RNA. RefSeq names its product WD repeat-containing protein 13-like. Gene Ontology annotation, molecular function: promoter-specific chromatin binding; protein binding. NCBI's taxonomy places the organism in Eukaryota, Viridiplantae, Streptophyta, Magnoliopsida, Fagales, Juglandaceae. Bases 225 to 1652 code for a protein of 475 amino acids. The record is from RefSeq and is a predicted model, not a curated record. Gene Ontology annotation, cellular component: nucleus. The transcript is spliced from 12 exons.
ACGAUCUGGCGCUGUCCUUCAGAUCCGAGCAGUCUUUAAAUUGCGUACCGUUUUUUCUAGCAAAAGUCGUCGCAAUUUUUCACUUCAACUCCGCGCGCGUUCUCCCUCUCUCUCAGGUCCUCACGAAGACAUAAACUGAUGACCCUCCGAUUUCCAGAGAAAGAGAAAGAAAAAUCCUUGUAGCGAACACUCACCGAUGAAGGAUCCGCAGGAAGCUUCAUAGAAUGGCGGAGCAGACGAGCGAGGAGGAGAAGAAGAAGAAGAAUGAGCAUGUAGAUCCAGAGCUCUUCAGCUGCUUGCUUCAGCCUGUAACCGCCGAUUCCGAUCCCGUAUACAUCGGCAUUCGUCGUCUCCUUCUUUACCGCAAGGCCGAGUCCGGGGUUUUUCGCCGCCGAGAUUGGAGAUACAAUGGAAAAGGUUAUGCGGCCUACCGUAAUUACAUCAGCAGGCCAAGGAAUUGGGAAAGUUUGCAGUCACCAAGCCUCCAAGGCACUCCAGGAAACAGUGGCCGAUGGGUUCUGCCUCCAAGUCCAUAUUCCCUUUUGUUUGAGGUGGACAGCUGGAGUUCUAGCAGGGACUUGCAAAGUGGCAAUCCAGAUUUAAGCCGCAGAACGAGUUUUAGUUCAAAUGCAAGUGACAAUUAUCGCCCACGUAAACAAGGGGCUGAACUUGCAUAUUCUUUUGUGGGAAUGCAUUGCAUCUUUGAUCAGUGCAAAGCUUCAGUCACGGUUUUGAAGUUUGGGCACAUGAGUUCUGAUCUACUUGCAUAUGGGGCAUCAGAUGGAACCUUGACGGUAUGCACUGUGUCAGGACCACCUUCAGUCAUCAAGGAAUUGAAAGGCCACUCCAAAGAUGUCACAGACUUUGAUUUCUCCUCAAAUAAUCAGUACAUUGCAUCAUCGUCAAUGGAUAAAACUGUGAGAGUAUGGGAGAUAUCAAAAGGCCUGUGCAUUCGAGUGAUAUAUGGAGUUUCUUCACAAUCAUGUAUUCGUUUUCACCCUGUAAACAACAACUUCCUUUCAGUUGGCAAUGCAAACAAAGAAAUCACUGUAAUUAAUUUCAGCACCGGAAGAAUUAUUAAUAAAACAGUCUUUGACAGUGAGGUUACCUCCAUGGACCAUGAUCACACUGGUCAGCUCAUCUUCUGUGGGGACGCACAGGGAUGUAUCUACUCUGUUAGUAUGAACUCUCACACAGGAGCAUUAUCUCGUUCUCAUCGCCACCGAACUACCAGCAGGCACAAAUCCGCAGUCACAACUGUGCAGUACAGAAGUUUCUCCCUGCUUGCACGUGGCCCUGUGCUGCUAUCAUGUAAUCAAGAUGGAAGUUUAUCUUUCUUCAGCGUCGCUUUGGAAAUACAAGGUUACUUGACUCUUCGUUGCUCGCUUAAGUUAACUCCUCGAAUACAUAAAAUUCAAGCUUCCUUCUGUCCUCUGCUUUCCCUUGAAAAGGGGGAGUACAUAGUUGCUGGAAGUGAGGAUUCAAAUGUAUACUUCUAUGAUUUAACUCGGCCGAGGCAUACGUGUGUAAACAAGCUACAGGGUCAUCGUUUUCCGGUUAUGGGUGUUGCUUGGAACCAUGGAGAGAACUUGUUGGCUUCAUCUGAUUUUUAUGGCACAGUGAUUGUAUGGAAGAGAUCAAAGACAAGUUAAAAUAAACGGACACCCAUUAUUAUACAAAGAUAGGAGUUUCAAACACAAAUACUCAAUAGGGCUGAAGCUGAACCUUAGCUUUUUUUACAUUCUUUUAUGAAAUUUUUUGACCAUUUGUUGUUGAUCACUUACCAAGCGUUAUAUUGUAUUGUAAUCUUAAUUGUAUAAGCCUUAUCAGUCAACUGAGUCGACGAUGUAUUCUUCUAUUUGCCCGUUGAUUAUAUAAUCUGAUAGU